AUGUUCGUCUUUCAUGGUUAUUUGUGUGGAAUGAAGGCAUUUCAGAAAUAUCCAAAUGAGGCAAUGAUUAAAAUUCAACAAGGACCAGAUGUUUAUUUCACCAUUGCAAAGGAUAAGGAAAUGAUCAAGGAAGUUCUUAUUAGAAAGUAUAGAACUGUUGGAAAGGGUGAAUUCUUGGCACCUGUUGGAUUGUUUGGACCUAAUGUAUUCUCUGCAGAUUCGAAUAAUCCACUUUGGAAAAAGCAUAGAACAUUGUCUAAUCCAAUCUUUAGUAAUGUUUCACAUUUGAGAAAUGUUUUCAGAGUUACAAUGGAAGAAUUGCCAAAAAUGAUUCAAUUUUGGACUAAAUAUUAUGAUGCAGACAAGAAUGGAAAUAUUAGAAAUGUUAACACAACUCAAGAAUUGAAAUCAGUCACUUUAACUGUCAUUAACAGAGUUGCUUUUGAUUAUGAUAUUGAAAUUUUUGACAAGACUCCAGAACACAGAGAUGAAGUCCAUGGUUGGAUUUCUGAUUUACUAACUGGAUUAAUGUACAAAUUCGUCUUCCCUGAAUAUCUAUUCGAAAUUGUUCCAUUUGGUAUUUUCAAAAGAUUUAAAGAUGCCAAAAAUAGAUUCAGAGAUACUGCCAUGACAAUGGUUCUCAAAAAGACUAAGGAAGCUGAACUCGAUCAUCAAGUUAAAGAUGAUGAAGAUUUAUUGAGUUUAUUAUUGAAGAGUGCCAAUACUUUGAAAUUGUCAGAGGAGGAACGUUUGUCCAAUGAUGAAUUAGUCAGUGCCAUUUUCAUUAUCUUCUUUGCUGGAUUUGAAACUAGUUCAACAUCCUUGAAUUUCAUGUUGAGAUUGUUGGCCACAAAUCCAGAAAUUCAAGAAAAGUUAAUUGAGGAAAUUGAUAGAGAUAUUCCAUCACUUGACUCUAUUAAAUUUGAAGAUAUCACUGAAAAGCUUCCAUACUUGACCUCAUUCAUGAAGGAAGCAUUCCGUGUCAAGAUUCCAGUUGGUGGUGCCACAAGAGUCAUUACCAAGAAGGGAGGUGAAACAGUUGGUGGACAAUUCUUUGAGGAAGGAACUGUUGUUAAUGUGGGAUUAUAUGCACAACAUAAGCUUUCUCAUAAUAAUGCUAUGGAUGAUUUCAAAUUCGAUCGUUUCUUCAAUCCAGAAAAGAUUGAAACAGAGGAAGAUAAGAUGGAUAAGGGAACUAUGGGUAAUUUAUCGAUGGAUUUCCAAAAAGACGAGUUGAUCACAUUCUCGAUUGGACCAAGAGAUUGUUUGGGACGUAGAAUGGCUUUAUUGGAAAUCAAAUUAAUCCUUGUCUAUUUGUUGAAACAAUAUAGAAUUAAGGUUCCAGAACAUUUAAAGGAACAACAAGCUAAGAUCAAGGAAACAUACAUUGUUACAAGAACCGUUCUUGAACCAUACAUAUUUGAUUAUGAAAAGAGAAACUAAAUAAACUUUAUUGAGCAUUAUUC
Molecule: messenger RNA, 1466 nt
Organism: Naegleria gruberi
Lineage: Eukaryota; Heterolobosea; Eutetramitea; Acrasida; Naegleriidae
Product: cytochrome P450-domain-containing protein
Exons: 1
Coding region: 1-1443 (480 amino acids)
Molecular function (GO): iron ion binding; monooxygenase activity; oxidoreductase activity, acting on paired donors, with incorporation or reduction of molecular oxygen
Source: RefSeq, a predicted model, not a curated record